Messenger RNA from Rhea pennata, 2271 nucleotides. It is a transcript of the gene GALE, whose product is annotated as UDP-galactose-4-epimerase. Gene Ontology annotation, molecular function: UDP-glucose 4-epimerase activity. Bases 78 to 1412 code for a protein of 444 amino acids. The transcript is spliced from 11 exons. Gene Ontology annotation, biological process: beta-D-galactose catabolic process via UDP-galactose, Leloir pathway. The record is from RefSeq and is a predicted model, not a curated record. Gene Ontology annotation, cellular component: cytosol. Lineage: Eukaryota; Metazoa; Chordata; Aves; Rheiformes; Rheidae.
CGGCCUUAAGGCGGCGGCGGCGGCGGCGGCGGGGACGGCGCGAGCGAGCGAGGCGGCGGCCGGAGCUGCGGGUAACGAUGGCAGAGAAGAUCCUGGUGACUGGUGGAGCUGGUUAUAUUGGCAGCCACUGUGUGCUGGAGCUGGUGGAGGCCGGCUACGUCCCCGUGGUCAUCGACAACUUUCACAACGCCAUCCGAGGGGCAGAUGUGCUCCCUGAGAGCCUCCAGCGUGUGCAGCAGAUCGUGCACCAGCCCAUCUUUUUCCAGGAGCUGGAUAUUACAGAUGAGGCAGCACUGCAGGAGCUCUUCAGCAAGCACCGUUUCUCAGCUGUGAUGCACUUUGCGGGGCUGAAGGCAGUGGGGGAGUCUGUGCAGAAGCCCCUGGAGUACUACAGGGUGAACCUCACCGGGACCAUCCGGCUGCUGGAGGCCAUGAAAGCCCAUGGCGUGAGGAACAUCGUGUUCAGCAGCUCUGCCACGGUCUAUGGAGACCCCAAGUACCUGCCCCUGGACGAGAACCACCCCGUUGGUGGCUGCACCAACCCCUAUGGCAAAUCCAAGUACUUCAUUGAGGAGAUGAUUCGAGAUCUCUGCAAAGCGGAGAAGGACUGGAACGCUGUUAUCCUGCGCUAUUUCAACCCUAUUGGUGCCCAUGAGUCAGGCAUGAUUGGAGAAGAUCCUCAGGGGAUCCCGAACAACCUCAUGCCUUACGUGGCUCAGGUGGCGGUGGGGCGCCGGGACGUCCUGAGCGUGUUUGGGGAUGACUACAACACGGAUGAUGGAACGGGUGUCAGGGAUUACAUCCACGUCGUGGAUUUGGCCAAGGGCCAUAUUGCUGCUCUGAAGAAACUCAAAGACAACUGCGGCUGCAAGGUACUGAGAGCGCUAUCUACAAUCUGGGCACAGGCACUGGCUAUUCUGUCCUCCAGAUGGUCCGAGCCAUGGAGAAAGCCUCGGGGAGGGAGAUCAAGUACAAGAUCACAGGCCGGCGGGAGGGAGAUGUGGCCUCCUGCUAUGCCAACCCGGCACUGGCUGAGCGUGAGCUGGGCUGGAAAGCUGCUUUUGGCUUGGACAAGAUGUGUGAGGACCUGUGGCGAUGGCAGCUGCAGAACCCCACGGGCUUCAGCAACAACUGAGCUGGCUCUGGGGCCGCAGGCACGCCUGGCUGCCGCGGGCCCUUGCUGGGCGGCCCUGCCUGUGCCCUCCCGAAGUCCCAGUGAGGUUGUGAUGAUCUUGGAUGAAUUUCCAACCCCUCUCUCCCACCCAACUUUUGCAUGGGCAGGAGGCCCCUCAGCCUCCUCUUUGUUCUUCCUCCUUUCCCCAGGUCCUCUUCAUCUCAUAGACCAACCAGAAACACAAGGAAAAGCACAUCCAGGGCCUGGCCUUGGCCAAAGGCAGAAAAUCCCCUCAUGAGAUCUUGCUUGGGGUGCUGCUGGCUUCAGCAAGGACAAGGUCCUUGGCUGGGCCCUGCAAUCGCUGCUGAGCUGCUCCUGGGCCAUCUCACUCCCAGCCUGGGCCCAGCCCGGUCCUUUGCUUCUCCAGGUCUGGGAGCAGGCGGAGGCUCCUGGGCCCCAGGCAGGCAGCUGGGGUAGCCACUGCGCCCCUGGCCUGGGGCCAGAGAUGGCUGCUGUCUCCCUCACCUACCUCAUGGCCUCAGGCUGCCACAUCUUCCUCUCACCCUCCCAGGGACCACAGUCACAGCCUGAAGUCUUUGGCCCCCAGGAGGAGCUGGUGGCUCCUUCCCCCAGCCCAGUGCACUGGGGAGCUGGGUGCUGCCGGAGGCUGCCCUGCUUCCCCUGCCCCCAGCACCGGCCUAGGGCCUGACUUGCAUGUCCCUGGCCCUCCUGCCAGGGCCUGCACGCAGCGCUGCGGCUUCCCCAGCUCCCAGGCACCAGCUAGCAAAGAAACCCUGACGUGCUUGUGUGAGCGAUCACGGCCACCAGCCCCGGUCCCAGCCACGUGGCACCCUCAGCCCUGCAGGGCCGUGUCUCCCUGCUGGGUGUCAGGAAUUCAGAGCUGGCUGGUGUCUGGUUUUGCUUUCAAGUUGCCUGUGGCAGCCACUUCUAUAAUCGUGUUGCCAAGGAGUGCCCAGGAGAAGGCUCCACUUGGCUGUCAAAUACUGGUCCUAUUUAUUACUGGCAGCUCUAACGGCUUCGUUAGGCAGUGAUGAUGCAGCCGGUCUGGUUUGCAGUCACUUGAAUUAAUAACUUAUGCUACUAAAUUAUGAAUGGAGCUUUUCAUUUGUUUUUAAAUAAACUUUCUUACUUUCUAA